This is a messenger RNA of Physella acuta, 859 nucleotides long. RefSeq names its product collagen alpha-3(VI) chain. NCBI's taxonomy places the organism in Eukaryota, Metazoa, Mollusca, Gastropoda, Physidae. The record is from RefSeq and is a predicted model, not a curated record.
AUAAAAUGCCACAUAAGCUGGGGAAUUUCUGUACUUUGAUUUCAAACAGAAGUCUAUGUACAACACUUGAAUCUAAUUUCUCUUUCGAAACUGAAAAUAGAAUUUCAAGCUGGUCCAAAAAUGACUUUAUCAACUUUGAUUGCCUUAAUAGUUACGGCAACGUUAAUAUCAUGUGAAGCAACUUCAUAUAUUCCUCAAGUAUAUAGGCCAUGCAUUCAAAAGGCUGACGUUGUCUUUCUGCUGGACGCCUCAACCAGUAUCGGAGAACAAAACUGGACUCGCACAACAGAGAUAGCCGCAGACAUCACUAAGUAUGUUGACGUUCGUCCUGUUAGCGUCCUGUUCGCUACGGUGAUGUUUAAUCGCAUACCGACCAAACAGUUCGACCUCAAAGAUCACAUGGACCAUUAUUCUCUCGUAAAGGCUUUACUAGCAAUAGCAUACCCAGGUAUCCCAGGCACCAAGACCUACCUAGCCCUGCGGGACAUUACCAAUAAAAACAUGUUUGGUGCUGAGGCUGGUGGGAGAGACGACGCCCCGGAUAAUGUAAUCAUAAUAACGGACGGAAAUUCCGACUUUUCCCUAACCCAAACUGAAGCCACCAGACUAAAACAGGGAGGAAUAAACAUAAUAACAGUGGGUAUUGGCAGCAAGCAAUCACAAGAAGAGCUGAACGAGAUCGCUAGCGCUCCGGAGAAAGUCUUCAACGCGGACAGCAUAGAUCUUCCAUGGGAAAUCAUAGACUCACUGAAUAUGAAAGCUUGUGAACAACGCGAGGUUUCAAGAGAAAUGGACGAGAUUAUGCCCAUUUAUUAAAGAAAACACCACAGUCAAAAAUAAAAUAUUUUACGAUAAAGAC